Messenger RNA from Vidua macroura (Pin-tailed whydah), 2103 nucleotides. RefSeq lists its product as uncharacterized. The record is from RefSeq and is a predicted model, not a curated record. The coding region runs from base 348 to 2018 and encodes 556 amino acids. NCBI's taxonomy places the organism in Eukaryota, Metazoa, Chordata, Aves, Passeriformes, Viduidae. The transcript has 5 exons. Gene Ontology annotation, molecular function: RNA-directed DNA polymerase activity; aspartic-type endopeptidase activity; RNA stem-loop binding. Gene Ontology annotation, biological process: viral process; RNA-templated DNA biosynthetic process; proteolysis.
UGUCCCUCCCGUUCUUCUGGUGGACCCUCAGAUGUACCAGCUAUCCGAGCUUCGUGCCGAGUGGCUAAAAGCCCCCACGGCUCGGCAACUGGCUGCCCGAACAGGGACGGACACCAGCGGGUCCAGUCCUUGACCGUCUCCUGGAGAUUGCCUGCUCUGUGACCAGCCUUCUCCAGGACUGCAAGCGGCGUUCGGGACCAGUUCCAGGGACAGUCGCCCUUUCAGUUCGGAAGGCUUCUGUCUCCUGGGUUCUGCUGAUAACCGACGGACCUUCGAGCUGCGCGGCAGCAGCAACGCCCUCGGACCAGCAGAAGUUCCACCAGACCCCUCUUCGAUGUCCCCGUUUUAUGCCUGUGUCCUUCAGAGUCCCCCAUGAUUUAAGGUAUAUUGCUAAGGCACUGUUUUCUCCCACCGAAUGCGACCUCUGGGAGAUUCAUUGGAAAAAACUGUUGAAACCACUCCUGCGCAAGUAUGAUCUCGCAGAGGUGGUGGGAGAGGGGGACGAGGCAAUGGAAGCCCUUGCUGGAGAAGGGGAGUUCAGCAGUCCGGAGGACCAAAUUCUACUAGCACAGGAGCUGCUUCAGGACAUAGCAGCAGCGGGAAAGGAGGCACUCCUGAAGAUACCGGAUGCGACAAGGGUACCAGCCAGCGGGAAACUGGCGGCGAAGCGCGAGGAAGGGCCGCGCGACGACACCAAGUGGCCCUUCUCAGCAUCCCAGCCUCCCGACCAUCAGGGAGGACAAGUGGCCGCGCGGCCAAGUCCAGCAGUUCAGCGCAGCCACGAGGACGGACUCCGCCUCUUCCGCCGGACAGGUACCCUAAAUCAGGGCAAUCGUCAGGUCCUCCGCAGCAGCGUCACCAUCUCUCUCCAGGAUGAGGACCUGACGAGAAUUCCUGCUGGGUUCCUGGGCCCCCUUCACGACUGUCGGGACACCACCGUGCUCAUCUUAGAAGACUCCUUCAACACACCAAAUGAAAUCACCAUCUUACCUGAGGUAGUGUGUUUUCCACCAGGAGAGGAGAUCACCGUCUCCGUCAUUUGUAACCACCCGCCAUUUACUUUAAGGAAAGGCGAUCCUUUUGCUUUGCUUUACGUACUGGACACCCACGAUGACCCGGACACAGAGAGACAUGUUUUCUUCACCCAAAAUGUAUGUAAAGAAAGACCAUUAAUUGAUGCCAAACUUUCUUUCCAGGGAAAGUCGGUGCAGAUGCGGCUCAUGGCAGACACAGGAGCUGACGUGACCAUCAUCCCCCAGACUUUUGUAGCGCAGAUUUUAUCACCUGUGCACCGGCUUUUCCCUGAGGCCAUCAUCCUGCAUUACAUGGAUGAUGUGCUAGUUUGUGCUUCCGACUCGACAUACCUAAAGGCAACACUGGACAAGACUAUUAAGGCUAUCAAAGCUGCAGGGCUCCAGAUAGCAGAAGAGAAGAUCCAAUUCUCAGCACCAUGGAGGUACCUCGGAUUCCUCAUCACGGGAAGGACAGUGACGCCACAGACCCUGACCAUCAACGAGGAUCCGAAGACUCUGCGAGACCUUCAGCAGCUGUGCGGAACGAUCGCCUGGAUCCGCCCCCUCCUGGGACUGACGACUGAGGAGCUGUCACCUCUCUUCUGUCUGCUUCGAGGCGACGGAGACCUCGCCUCACCACGCGAGCUGACACCUGCCGCGCGGGAAGCCCUGCAACGGGUUGCUGUUGCUCUGAAGUCUCGCCAGGCACACCGCGUGGUCCGGACCCUUCCCGUGAACUUCGCGGUGUUGGACGCUGAGGAUGACUGCCGCCUUGAGGACACCUCUGAAACAUCUGAUGCUCCUGAUCGUCAUCAUCUGGCUGUCACCGGUCAGGCGCUGGAUAGUCCCACAGCCGAGAGAAAACAUAUGGGUCACGCUGGCGAAGUCCGUGAAGCAGGACAACUUCUGUAUGGCCAUGGGAAGUGUGGACAAUCCGUUAUCCACGUGCCUGGUAGGAGUCCCCCUGUCGCCAAACGACUAUCCAUAUGCAGGAAAAAAACCUAAUCCUGUGGACACCUGGGAUGAGUGGACGAGGAUUCUGCCACAUGCACCACAGGAGCCCCAAGAAUUGGACCUAUUGGGCUCCUCU